AUGCUCAAGCCUCGUUUUGGUGUCAGGUGGAAGUCUCAAAUUCACUACACUGACAUAUCUCAAAUCCCUGAAUUUAGCAAGUAUUCUCCUACUAAAUCCAUUAGUGAACUUGCUCCAUACAUUUCUACCACAUUAUGCGCAUAUCCGGAGAAGUCUAAAUAUGUUAACCAGCAACACUAUUAUCAAAAUAAGAACAUUUUGGAGGGAUAUUAUCUGACCAAGCAGCCGAACCCAGUGUCUCUUACGCAAUUAGCACAAUAUUACGAUGACUCAACAACCCUUACAAGGCACAAAAUCAUAAAUAGUGGCAGAUUCGUGAAAGAAGAAUUAGCCAUUCGUAUAGCACACAAGAUACAUUUACUACAGACUUUACCUUUCAAUGUGGUGAAUAAUUUCCAUUUUGGCCAGGUAUAUGAAUCAUAUUACAAUAUUUUUGAUCGAUUCAGACGUUAUCCAGCCAUUAGAACUUUAGAAGAUAAUCAAAAGUUUGCAGACUUCCUUCGCCAUAUAUUAUCAGAUUUUAACUCUUUGAAUCUACCUCAUUUGAUCAUGGGCGCCUUGGAAUGCAGGAUUUUGGAGCUAUAUCCACAGGACCGAAUGGAUGAAGUCAUAUCAAGUUUACUUCGCGCACGUAUAUCGAGAAGACUUAUAGUUGAAGAGCACUUGAGUAUAACUUCAAAUUUCCUCAGCGGAAAAAAGAAGAAUACUCUGGUUCUUGGUGACAUCUUUCAAGAGUGUAGUGCUUGUGAUUAUUUGAUGGGUGCCAAGAAAAUGUGCGAGAAUUUCAUUAAAGAUAUGUACUUCGAUGGAAUUCCACUACCCAAGUUCACCGUUGAUGGUAAUAAAGACCUCAAAUUUUACUUCCUUCCUCCACAUUUGAAGUAUUUAUUAGGCGAGACUCUAAGAAACAGCUAUGAGGCAACAAUGAAAGAAUAUAUAAGGAAAGGAUUGUCAGAACCAUCACCAAUUACUGUAACCAUUGUUUCUAAUGAGCAGUCAUUUUUGUUCCGAAUUUCUGACCGUGCAGGAGGGAUUCCACACGACGACAAGACCAUAUGGUCUUUCGGAAAGUCGAAAGAGCUUGCCAGACAGUCUUUGGACAAUUUUCAUAAACUUCCAGGGCUUCAGACCGUUUCAUUAUAUGAUUACAUGUAUGAAAAUGCGACGUGCGGUCCUCCCAAUCAGCCUUACAAGUUUACUUCAUUAGAACCUAUCAGCGACACCAAUUUGCCACGAGGAAUCUCCAAGUUUGAUAAGCCUUUAUUGGGCUUGCUUGAACGUUCCUCUCGAUACAAAUUGGGGAUUGGGCUCGCAAUGUGCAAAGUUUACGCUGAGUAUUGGAAUGGUGAUUUAACUGUGCAUUCUAUCCAGGGUUAUGGCACGGAUACUGUUUUAAAACUGGGUAAUUUGAUGUAUCAUACUCAUAAGCUUCAGUUAGAUAAGGUUUAG
This is a messenger RNA of Lachancea fermentati, 1449 nucleotides long. The record is from the annotation of a GenBank genome assembly. Lineage: Eukaryota; Fungi; Ascomycota; Saccharomycetes; Saccharomycetales; Saccharomycetaceae.